This is a messenger RNA of Mya arenaria, 2348 nucleotides long. Its product is annotated as substance-P receptor-like. Lineage: Eukaryota; Metazoa; Mollusca; Bivalvia; Myida; Myidae. Gene Ontology annotation, cellular component: membrane. Gene Ontology annotation, biological process: G protein-coupled receptor signaling pathway. Gene Ontology annotation, molecular function: neuropeptide Y receptor activity. The record is from RefSeq and is a predicted model, not a curated record. The transcript is spliced from 5 exons. The coding region runs from base 86 to 1336 and encodes 416 amino acids.
AGAUCGAACAUAACAGUAUCAGCAAUGACCACUAUUUAGAGCCUUGACAAUCAUGGCUUGAUACCUUAUACCUUUUACCACUGGAAUGACGUUUGAAACAAUGGAUAAUUUCACAAAGUCUAAUUCCACACUUGGUUAUCUCGAGCUUUUAAAACUUCUUGAAUUGGAAUUGCAAAACAUGACUAGAAACAUAUCAUACAAGGAACCGGAUGUUUAUGUAGUUCCUUUAUCUAUCGUUAUAAUUCUUGCCAUCUUGUACGGGUCUAUAUCAAUGUUGGCUGUUGUCGGUAAUGGGCUGGUUAUCUACGUUGUGUUUAAAGACAAACGGAUGCAGACAGUUACAAAUGUCCUUAUUGUUAAUUUGGCGCUCUCAGACAUUCUUCUUGGAAUGUUUACCACGCCAUUUCAGUUCCAGCCUGCUCUCCACCAGAGAUGGGAUUUUCCAGAAUUCAUGUGUGUCAUUGCGCCCUCUUUUAAAGUCCUAUCUGUUAUCGUCAGUGUACUCACGUUGACAUUCAUUUCUUUGGAUCGAUAUGUAGCAGUAAUGUACCCUUUAAAAGCAGGAUUUUCAAAGCCAAAUGCUGUUUUAAGUCUUAUUCUCAUUUGGCUGUUUGGGAUAGCGUCAAGCUUUCCAGAAGGAUACUUUAACUCAGUUGAACAGAGAUAUGAUCCUGAAAGUAGAAAGUUUAAACCAUUUUGCUUGCCUACAUGGCCUUCGGAAAGCUUUGGAAAGUACUACUAUUGGUACCUAUUGUGCGUCCAAUAUCUGUUCCCGUUGGUUAUAAUCAACGUUGCGUACACGAGGAUUUCAUGCCGUAUCUGGGGAACCAAAGCGCCGGGUGUGACGCUUGACAGAGAAAACGUGCGACAAAGGACGAGAAGGAAGGUUGUCAAGAUGCUGAUCAUCGUGGUCUUGCUCUUUGUACUUUGCUGGAUGCCUCUGCAACUGUAUAAUGUAAUUUCCGAGUUCAACCCUGAGAUUAAUAAGUACAAGUACAUACAAGUCAUUUGGUUCUGCUCCAACUGGCUGGCCAUGAGCAAUUCCUGCUACAAUCCAUUCAUCUACGGCCUUCUCAAUGAGAAGUUCAAGCGUGAGUUCAGGGCACUGUUUUCCAAGGCACGAUGUAUACGGUCCUCUGGGACAUCUGGUCUGAAUGGCAAUGAUCUCACAGACGAUUCAUCAGGGACAAAGCGCAUCAUGCUAACCUUUAGAGCACCAAACAGCAAUGGCCAAGUGGGUCGGUCCUGGCAGACUAGGAUGAAUCGUUCCAGUGUUUCCUACCAUUCCUACGCAAAGGGAACAAAGAGACCGGAUCUUGCUCAUACUUCUUUUUGAAACCACACACCUGUUUCUUGGGUUGUUUUGUCUUUUAGAUGAACGAUACAUGUAUUUUCGGUUAACGUUACAUGCCGAAAAGUGCAAACUGAUAUAGUUGUCGUGCACAGUACUCAUCUUAGACGCCUGCAACGAGCAUACUUCAAUUUGCAAAGAAACUUUUUUAGAAUUACGUCAACUACCAAUGUAAGGGCUGGGUAUUAAACGAUCGGGAUGCAGCAACUUAUUUGUUCAUUGUGCACAAUUGUAUCGUUCAACCUUAGCUUUAAAUUGCGUUUGCAAACACGUUGAAACUCACUAUAGAGCAGUUUCCUUCAUUGUGACCGUACUCUGCUGAUUGACAUGCACGCUUCGCUUAGUAUGUAGUCGCCAUACAUUUUGAUAUAUAAAUCUUUAAGUAUUUAAAUGAUUAGAACUAUAUAUGUUUGAUAUAUUUAAACAUAUACGUUUACAUAUAUUGUAAAUAUUAAAAACUUGAUACGAAAUUUCUGAAGAAAAAAACCGAAAAUGUUAUUAAAUGGAUUUAAACGAUUCGUACACGCAAAUUACGGUGAAUUGCCGCUUGCAAACAUGCAGAUGUCGCCUUAAUCUGGCUAAGAAUAUGUCGUAUCUUCUUAGAUGACCUUGGUCGAAACAUGGUUUAUGACAAACACCAUAAUAUUGGGAUAUUUGAUAUCUUUAAGGUAUUUCGUUGGUUUUAUACAAACACCAUAACAUUGGGAUAUUUGGUUUUUCUAGAGUAUCUCAUUGGUUUUAUAUGCUGUUUAAAAACGGGCCACUUAAUUCUUUACGAGUAAUUGUGCCCCAGACAGGCAAUCGUAGCUAUUUGUGAGUUAGUAAAUAUACCUCGGAAACAGGCAAUCAUAGUUUAUUUUAAAAUAUUUUUUAAAAGAGUCUCUUAUUCAAUUUAAAACAUUAUGGUUUUGCAAAACUUAAUAGCGUUAAUGUCAAGACCUCCACAAUACGCAGACUAUUUAGCAUCUAACAUUAUAAACUCUUUCCUAAUUUGUAU